This is a messenger RNA of Exserohilum turcica Et28A, 570 nucleotides long. RefSeq lists its product as uncharacterized. Lineage: Eukaryota; Fungi; Ascomycota; Dothideomycetes; Pleosporales; Pleosporaceae. The record is from RefSeq and is a predicted model, not a curated record. The transcript has a single exon. Bases 164 to 340 code for a protein of 58 amino acids.
GGUAACCUCGGCUAUCACGUGAUGUGCUAGCGUCGAGGAUCGUCAGUGUUAGCGUCGACAUACGAGAGGCUGUAUCACGUGAUGGGACUAGCCACUCGACCCGCAGAUCACCACGUGUCUGGCGCGUGCAUGUUUCCGGAAUGUCUGGCCUGGCGGAUUGGAAAUGCUGCCAACUGGUGUCGCCGAGGAGAAGCAGUUGGGCUUGGGCGACAUCACGCCACCAAAGGCCAUGGAGUGUGACGGCGGCCCAAAGGGUGCAGUUUGUCGUGCCCGCCUUUGGCUCUGCGACAAUGGGCCUGACGCGGCAAGCAGGCGGCGAGGAAGCAUGCAGUCGAAAUGAGGGAGCGAACAGCAGUUUGGCAGAUUGCAAGGCAAAACAUGGCGUGGCACAACGGGCGCCAGCUGUCGAAUCGGAAAAAAAGAGCCGGUCGACUAUAUUACUUGUUCGUGUUUGGGCGCAGGCUCGCGUGGGUUUUGAUGAGAUUUGAGCAGGGAGUGGGUGGGUGGAGGGCGGAGGCGGCGGAGGCGGCGGGCUGCCCCGCAAACACGUCCUCAGCACCAGCGUGUCCG